Messenger RNA from Oppia nitens, 2480 nucleotides. Its product is annotated as rho GTPase-activating protein 7-like. Gene Ontology annotation, cellular component: cytoplasm. NCBI's taxonomy places the organism in Eukaryota, Metazoa, Arthropoda, Arachnida, Sarcoptiformes, Oppiidae. The record is from RefSeq and is a predicted model, not a curated record. The transcript is spliced from 11 exons. Gene Ontology annotation, molecular function: GTPase activator activity. Gene Ontology annotation, biological process: signal transduction; regulation of small GTPase mediated signal transduction; regulation of actin filament polymerization. Bases 395 to 2374 code for a protein of 659 amino acids.
CCUUAAAGCAAAUUUCAAUUAAAACUUUUUUUUGUUCAUUCAUUUGUGUUAUGUUUUUUCUCCUUAAUCAUUAUCUAUUAGUUUACUGGAAAAAUAAUGGUUAAUUGAAUAUUAUAUGAUAUAUAUUUUUUAUGCAUUUACUUUUUUUAAAAUCAAAUAAUUACUGCAUUAUUGAAAUCAACAAACAUUAUUAACAAGACAUACAUUGAACUAAAUUUUUCAAAUAUCAAGUUUUUUCAGUGUCUAUGAGUCGCUGCUGUUGUUGUUUUAACAAUAUUUAUAAACUUUUUGUUAAAAUCUUAUAAUAAUAUUUACAUAACAACUAUAAUAAUAACAAAUUCACUUUUUACCAGUCGUUUAGUUUUACAUUUGCCAUUACAAUAGGAUAUUAGCCAUGAAUUCAAUGGAUAGCUCUAUGAAAAAGUCUAAUUUGUCUCUCAAUGAAGAUUUUUGGGCCGAAUUGGAUUCAGUCAGUGAAAGUGGUGUCGAUGUCGGCCAAGAUUACCACGAAUUAGAUGACAACUACUCACCCAACAAGUCAUUGGAGGAUUUGGCUGAAGCCGAUUGGCUCAGAGAGGCUGGUCUUCAAGAUAUUAUUCAUUCACUUAAAGACGAUUGCUAUGGCAGUGGCUCGACAUCAUUGGAUGACCUGUUGGCUAACUCACUGUCCAUACCAUUGACUGAACGACAGACAAAAACAGUUAGAAAGCGUUACAAUACAUUGCGUUCAGCGAUUGUCAAACAGAAAGGAUAUAACGGUAAAAGAGGUCAAGAAGUGGUCCAAAUUGUCAACAGUAGUAAACAACGUCCGGAUGUGAGAUCACUGUUCACCUACACCGACAACAACUACAGCAACACAACUACCAACACCAACAACGGCACUGACAGCGCUUGUCUGGUCCAACAAAUUGAACCAAUUAUUAAUAGAGACAUCUCUGAAAGCGAUGGUAUGCAUCUGUCGACACAAAACAGUUAUACAUUGGAUGUGCCAACUGAUGGACGUCAACCAAGAAGAGGUUCAUCACCAGACCUGUUAAAAGUAUCGGCUCAAAGGCAAAGAACAUCUUCAACUUCGUCAGAGAUGGACAACGAAGGAGAUCUUAUGAAAUUCAAGACAAAACCUCAUCUUCAAAACCUCAGUAAAUCUGCCACUAAUAUCAAAAAAGAAAGUUCGAGUCGUUUCAGUUGGACUUCCUAUAAGAAAGCUUUCCGACUGACCAGCGAUCGCAAGAAUCCUCAUUCAUUGCUUGACACCGAAAACACUGAGACAGGUAUUGAAGCCUUGAGUUUAAAAUAUAAAUCUAGUCUAAGAGGUCCUGAAGACAGAAGUCAUUUUCAUUUGAAUGCUAAACCAUCGGUCGAUACUUUUGGCAGCGAAUACUUUAAUAAUGACGAACACAUCACAGCUCAGGGAUUAGGAAUUGAAGUCAUUAUUAAUCCUCAGUCACCUUAUGCUUCAACAGAAUUAAGACUAAACUCAUAUGUCUGUCGACUCGAAGAAUUGAAUGUCGAUAUGAGAAAAAAGGUGAAGACAUUAGCAAUGAUUGAGUUGUCGACUGUCCUCGAUAUGUAUGAACUGGAGUUUGAAAAAUUAAAGUUAAAAAAAUCUAAGAAAAGGAUUAAAAAGAACUCGGAUAAUAUCUUGUUUGGUGUUCCACUCAUUGACUUACACAACACAGACCUCCGAAGGAACAGUAGCUGUACUUUUCCUCUCAUUUUGAAUAUUUUAUUUAAUUACAUCCGCAAGAAUGGUCUCCACGAAGAGGGUAUCUUUAGGAUCAAUGGUUCCCAGAAUAGAGUAAUUAUUCUUAAACAAGAGUUGGGACGACUGUUUCAGACAUUAUAUAACAAUYCAAUUUCUGAAACCGAUUGUAUUGACAAAGUUUUUACAAUAUUAAACGAUUACAGUAUUUACGAUAUCUGUAGUCUUCUUAAGCAACUCAUACGUGAACUUCCGGAUCCACUUCUUACACAAGAACUACUCGAAGCUUUCCUAUUAGUGCCAAAAAUUACAGAUUUUUUGCAACAAAUUCAAGUCUUAAAUUUAUUAAUAUUACUUAUUGAUGAAAGUCAUCGAAACACAUUAGAGGCCAUACUAUACCUAUUUAAUGACAUCAUAAACCACGAACACCUCAACAAAAUGAGUGCCCAAAAUGUGGCCACUAUUAUGGCACCCAAUUUGUUCCCUGUUUUAGCUGAAAAGAAAAGACUACCAAAACAACACCAACCUAUGGAUGGACUCAAAGAAAUGGAGUAUAUUAUGGAAAGAGCUAAAGACAGCUUCCAUAUCACCAAAACUCUUGUCUAUAAUUAUGGAGUUUUGUUUCAUGUGCCGCCGUACCUCAUCGCACAAAUACAGAGAAGAAAAAAGUGAUUGAUUUUAAAAUAAUUGUUUUAUUGGAUUACAAAUAUUUUUAUCAUUUAUAGUCACAAAAAUUUGCCAUUUUUAAUAUAAUCUAUAUUUUAAUAUACAAUUGAUU